UGCUGGCUCGAGCCAGUCCUUAUACGAGCAGCGCACAAACAGAAAGAAGGAAGCGUCGGCAUCAGAAGAAGGGACCUGAUACAGCUUGUCCAAAAAUAUACUCCUUUCUUUCUUUUAAUCAGAAUAUCUCAAAACGGUUUUACAUAUUGUCAGUAGUCUUUUUUUUUAGUAUUUCUUUUUGUAAAUCUCGCUGCCAUCUUUUUCCUCGGCUGCGAAACUGGUUGACUUUGACGCAAUAUGCCUUCUGAGAAAACCUUCAAACAAAGAAGGACAUUUGAGCAGAGAGUAGAGGAUGUGAGGCUGAUCCGGGAGCAGCACCCGAACAAGAUCCCUGUGAUCAUUGAGCGGUACAAAGGCGAGAAACAGCUGCCCAUCCUGGACAAGACCAAGUUCCUGGUGCCAGACCACGUUAACAUGAGCGAGCUCAUCAAGAUCAUCAGGAGACGCCUCCAGCUGAACUCCAACCAGGCUUUCUUCCUACUGGUCAAUGGCCACAGCAUGGUUUCAGUGUCAGCUGCCAUCUCAGAGGUGUACGAGCGUGAGCGGGACCAAGAUGGCUUCCUCUACAUGGUGUACGCCUCCCAGGAGACCUUCGGAAACAACAACGCGACCGCCCAAUGAACAGACCUUUCCUUCUGGUUUCACCUGGCCCAUGAUUGGACAAUGAUAGUUUUAACCCAUGUCCCCUCCAACUGUUACCAAGUCCUCAACCACACCAUCUGCUUGCAGUAUGCACACACGACAUUUCGAAUGUCGGGACAACACACACACACACACACACACACACACGCACAUACACACGUGUGUAUACACCUGCCAUUGAAGGGCUUGUAUAGUUUUUAGCCUGGUCCUGCUCCUUCUCCCACCCUCUAUAGUUUUUCCUCCUUAAACAAAACACACACACACACACACACACACACACACACACACACACACACACACACACACACACACACACAGUAGCAUAUUGCCACAUGUCAGUUGACUAGUUUGCAAUGAGGUGCAAUACAUACAACCACCCCUGUUCAUCGUUAAUGGUAGACAGAAGCCAUAAGCAACAGCAAAUGUAAAGCAUUUGUCCAUGUCUGACUAACUUUGAUUCACAACACACAAAGCUGCUGCCGGGGAAGGUCUGUUACUGGUUUUUAGCCGAAGCUGUAAGCAACUCCUUCAGCUGAUGACAACAGAAAAACAACUUCCUCCUUUUGCAUGUGAUCCUGUUGUCCCACAGUAAUCCCCGAGUUGAUUUCGUUUUUGCAGUAAUUUCUCUAUGACUUGGGGCAAUAGAGUUUCAUGUCCAUCUUUAUUUCCUCCUCAGUGGAGUCAUAUGUGCAGUCGUGACACUUUCCUGGUGAUUUUCCACCAUUCAGAGUAGUGACUCAUGUCUGCCCCUGGGUUUUAUGGUGUGACACCACCAGGGUAUUUACUUUCAGACGAUGGACGAUGACAACCUCAGUUUUAUGGUGUUUUUAGCAUCCCACACGAGGCACAGAGAGAGUUUUGUUAAGGGGGGGGGUGUCAUGGGUUGACGUGUUUUUAAGGAGCCUUUUCGUAAACGUCAAAGGUAAAGGUACAUCUUGGGGAUUCGAUGUCACAUGCCCAAAACAAUUUCUGCUUGAGAAAAAUACACACAAUUACACAGAUCAAGGAAUAUAUCCAGUAAAAAGUGCGUCUUUACUGCGUGUCACCUUGCCAUUUGCAAGGUUACUCCUUUUUUUGUCAAUUAUUUCCUGCAGAGGCCCUUUUUACAAUAUUGUUAUGUUCCUUGCCUUGUAGCUUAACAGAUCUGUGCAAUAAAAAAGAAAGAUGUGGGUACCGCCUGCAUCAUCUUAAACAGACAAGUUGUAGUCUGGGAAACGCCGAGUUGUACUGAUGAUGUUAACAAUAUGACUGACCGCGACAGGGCUGACGUCAUCGUUACAACCGGCGGAGUCGGGACACUAAUACGAGUGUGGUUUGGUUGCAUGUGUGAAAGUCACUUACAAUGAUGAAGAUGAUGAUGAUGAUGAUGUUAACAGAGACUGUGAUUAAUGAGGUGGAUGGUCAUGGGGAAGGCAGUGGCUAGUAAAUGAGCCUUGCUCCAGUGCCAUUGCUCGUCUCCCUUUCCUCAGUGCUUUUCUUCAUCACCUUGGCGACCACUCCAGAGAAAGUAUAGCGAGAUGCAGAAAGACGGGUUCAUGUGUGUGCAGACAGGCACGGGCAAGUUGCAAACGCUGUGGCACACUGUCCUGUUGUCUUUCUUUCUUUUGUGUGUGUGUGUGUGUGUGUGUGUGUGUGUGAGAGAGCUAAAACCAUCUUAGCGAUAUUGCUUAAAUCACUUCGUUCAAAUGGAGUAAAAUUUGUCAUGAUGUUAUAGGAGUCUUUGAAAGGAGUUGUAGUAAACAUGCUCGGUGCGAGCUGUAAUGGCCUCGCUCUGCAGGGAGAAAUGCAUUUCAACUAUCCUGUUUGGCUUUAGCUAGUUCUUUGCAUAUUAAAUGUCAUUUCUGUUGCCCCCGCCCUUGCUGUCGUCUCUUAAAAAAAAAGAACGAUGGCAUUUUAGAUGCUUUUAUAUUGCAGAAAUCUUUUUGUUUUGCUUAUUUAAUGUAAUUUCAUUUCCUCGUUUAACGUGUCUACACUUGCAGUCUGUGCAGUAACAAAGGUGUCUUUUCUUCUUCUCAGUGGUAGAGACCGUUGUGGGUUUGUAACGGAGGGGUGGAGCAUUUCCUUCAGCGCCGUCUCUCCGCCUGCCUCUCUGUUUCACACCAACAUCCUCACAUUUAAACAGCAAUAUCACAGCCUCCAGUAUUUAUGUUGGUAUUUUGUAAACAAUAAAAAGUUAAAAAAUGA
Messenger RNA from Lampris incognitus (smalleye Pacific opah), 2826 nucleotides. It is a transcript of the gene map1lc3b, whose product is annotated as microtubule-associated protein 1 light chain 3 beta. The transcript is spliced from 4 exons. The coding region runs from base 238 to 621 and encodes 127 amino acids. Gene Ontology annotation, biological process: autophagosome assembly; autophagy of mitochondrion; macroautophagy. Gene Ontology annotation, molecular function: ubiquitin protein ligase binding. The record is from RefSeq and is a predicted model, not a curated record. Gene Ontology annotation, cellular component: autophagosome membrane; autophagosome; cytosol. Lineage: Eukaryota; Metazoa; Chordata; Actinopteri; Lampriformes; Lampridae.